CUCCCGGCGCCGCUGGGGCCUCCGGCGGGGAGAGAGGCCCGGGCCGGCUGUGCCCGUGAGGAAGAGGGGGAGCAGAAAAGCGAAGCCCCAUCAUCUCUGACAGCAUCUUUGUUCGUGGGGCCCUGCCGCGGCGAAGAGGAGCAGCGAGUUGCCGGUGCUCCGGUUUAUUUUCGGGGCCUUCAUCCCUUUGCCUCCGCUUCCCGGGCGCUGUCUCCGUUCCUGUUUCUUUUCACUCCUCCCGGCUGGAUAUCUCGGUUCCGAAGCGUUGUUGGCGGGACCGGCGGGGCCGAGGACGGGUGGAAGAUUAAAGCAGAGGAAUCAGCAGGGCUCCAUUCUCCUCGCCUUCCAGAGCGGUACCAGCGCCUCGCUCUUGGGAUUAUAAAUGUUUGAACUAAGACCCAGGGAACUGGAAGGAGAGCCUCAGCCUCCCCUUGGAAUUAACAGAAGAGAAACGAAGGGAGGCUUUUCCAAAUCCUUCCCGAGAAAGCUUGUGCCGUUUUCACAUGCUGUCCGUACUCUGUUUAAUAAUGCGAUUGUGACCUGAGUGGAAUUUAUGAACGAUGAACUAUUGAAGCUUGUUGCACCACUGCAUCAAACUUCUUUUUUUUUUUUUUUUUUUUCUUCUCAGCACAUGAUUCCCCCAUCCCAUCUGUUGCAGGACCUAUGGGCCAGUAAUAGAGGGAUGGGAAGCUGAGACGGUUUAUAUUCGCGUUUUUCUGGGGACUCGGCCAGUUAGCUGAAGCUGCUGCUGCUUUUUACUGGAUCUGUUCUUUACUCGGCAGGUUUAUUUGUUUUUAUGUGCUCGAGGUGUUGCAAUUAAAUAGACAUUGAACUGGAGCUGAAUGGAUGCUUUGCAGUCCGAAAGCUUUUUUGGAAUAACAGAAAUCUACUAAAAACAGAGAAGAACUGGUACUGCAGGAAACCUGGGCCUGUUUUCCAAGCCUUUUUAUUUUAUUGAGCAAGAUGAUGUGUGAGGUGAUGCCAACCAUCAGUGAGGCAGAGAUUCCCUCUGGGGGAAAUGGAGGCCACGGUUCAGGUUCCCCCUUACAGUCAGAUGCUGAUUCCCAUUUUGAGCAAUUAAUGGUAUCCAUGCUGGAAGAAAGGGAUCGCCUGCUGGAAACACUCAGAGAAACUCAGGAGACACUAGCACUGACCCAGGGCAAGCUACAUGAAGUUGGGCAUGAGAGAGAUUCCUUGCAGAGACAGCUCAAUACUGCACUUCCACAGGAAUUUGCAGCACUUACGAAAGAGCUAAAUGUAUGCAGGGAGCAGCUGCUUGAAAGGGAAGAAGAAAUUGCUGAACUGAAAGCAGAAAGAAAUAAUACAAGGCUAUUACUGGAACAUUUGGAGUGUCUUGUCUCCAGGCAUGAGCGGUCUCUCAGGAUGACGGUUGUGAAGCGCCAAGCUCAGUCUCCAGCAGGAGUUUCUAGUGAAGUAGAAGUUCUCAAAGCACUAAAAUCUUUAUUUGAACACCAUAAAGCCCUUGAUGAAAAGGUGAGGGAGAGGUUACGAGUAGCACUUGAAAGAUGUAGCUUAUUGGAAGAAGAACUAGGUACUACACAUAAAGAGUUAAUGAUUCUGAAAGAGCAGAAUAAUCAGAAGAAAACACUUCCAGAUGGGAUACUGGAUAUAAAUCAUGAACAAGAAAAUACCCCAACUACAAAUGGGAAGAGAUCUUCUGAUGGUUCUUUGUGCCACGAUGAAAACCUUACUAAAGUGAUUGAACUCCAAGACAUCAUAGAUAAGCAAAACAAAGAGCAGACACAAAUGAAAGAACGUCUUACUGCUUUGUCCAGCAGAGUAACAGAGCUGGAAGAAGAUCUUGACACAGCUAGAAAAGACUUAAUAAAAUCUGAAGAAAUGAAUACAAAGUUACAGAGAGAUGUACGAGAGACUAUGGCCCAAAAGGAAGACAUGGAAGAGAGAAUUACAACUCUUGAGAAACGCUACCUCGCUGCACAACGUGAAGCUACAUCUGUGCAUGACCUCAAUGAUAAACUUGAAAAUGAAAUUGCCACUAAAGACUCCAUGCACCGACAGAGUGAAGAUAAGAAUAGGCAAUUGCAAGAACGACUGGAAUUAGCUGAGCAAAAGCUGCAGCAGACUUUGAGAAAAGCUGAAACUUUGCCAGAGGUGGAAGCUGAGCUGGCACAGAGAGUUGCAGCACUUUCAAAGGCAGAGGAAAGACAUGGCAAUAUAGAAGAACGCCUGAGACAGAUGGAAGCCCAGCUAGAAGAAAAGAAUCAAGAACUGCAAAGGGCUAGACAGAGAGAGAAGAUGAAUGAAGAACAUAAUAAACGUUUGUCAGAAACAGUUGAUAAGCUCCUGUCUGAAUCUAAUGAAAGGCUUCAGCUUCAUCUCAAGGAAAGGAUGGCUGCCUUGGAAGAUAAGAAUUCACUUAUUCGAGAAAUUGAAAAUGCAAAAAAACAAAUAGAGGAGCUGCAGCAUGAAAAGGAUCAACUUGUAAUAAAUGUUGAAGCAUUAAGGGCUGAAAAUGACCAAGUGAGACUAAGAGCCACAUCACUUCAUCAUAGCCGACCAGAUUUCAGAUACCCUGUGACAUCUUCCUCUGUGGGUGACAGUCACACAGACUCCUAUGGCACCUCCUCAGUGUUGAGGCGUCCCCAGAAAGGACGUUUGGCAGCUCUCAGAGAUGAACCUUCAAAGGUUCAAACCCUGAACGAGCAGGACUGGGAGCGAGCCCAGCAAGCAAGUGUGUUGGCAAAUGUGGCACAAGCAUUUGAAAGUGAUGUUGAUGUGUCUGAUAUUGAGGAUGAUAGGGAGACAAUAUUCAGUUCAGUUGAUCUGCUGUCACCAAGUGGUCAGGCUGAUGCUCAGACUUUGGCCAUGAUGCUUCAAGAACAGUUGGAUGCCAUCAACAAAGAGAUUAGGCUUAUACAAGAAGAAAAGGAAAACACAGAGCAGCGUGCAGAGGAGAUUGAAAGCAGGGUGGGCAGUGGGAGUUUGGAUGCCCAUGGCCGGUUCCGGUCCAUGAGCUCCAUUCCCCCUCCCUAUGCAAGUGGUUCUCUUGCUGGUUCUUCCCCACCUGGCAGUGGCCGCUCCACCCCGAGGCGGAUUCCACACAGUCCAGCUCGGGAGGUGGACAGGCUGGGGAUCAUGACACUGUCUCCAGCUUCUAGAGAAGAGGUACGAGAUGAUAAAACCACAAUCAAAUGUGAGACGUCGCCACCUUCUUCACCUCGAUCUUUGCGUUUGGACAGAGUCCAGAAAGGAGCUCUGCAUACAGUGAGCCAUGAAGAUAUCAGGGACAUAAGAAAUUCCACAGGCUCGCAAGAUGGGCAAACAAGUAAUCCUAGUAGCAGCAAUAGUAGCCAAGAUUCCCUUCAUAAAGCUCCCAAAAAGAAGGGGAUCAAAUCCUCUAUUGGCCGCUUGUUUGGCAAGAAAGAAAAGGGACGACCUGGACAAACAAGCAAGGAAAAUUUAGGACAAGUGGGCAUGGCAGAAGCAGAUAGUUCCUCUCAGGAUGCAUUAGGCCUCAGCAAGCUUGGAGGCCAGGCAGAAAAAAACAGGAAAAUGCAGAAAAAGCAUGAGUUGCUGGAGGAAGCCAGAAGACAAGGUUUGCCCUUUGCACAGUGGGAUGGCCCUACUGUGGUUGUGUGGUUGGAGCUGUGGGUUGGGAUGCCAGCCUGGUACGUGGCUGCUUGCCGAGCAAAUGUGAAAAGUGGUGCUAUCAUGUCAGCCCUGUCUGAUACAGAAAUCCAGCGUGAAAUUGGGAUCAGCAAUCCUCUUCACAGGCUGAAACUGAGGCUGGCCAUUCAGGAAAUCAUGUCACUGACAAGUCCAUCUGCCCCUCCCACCUCAAGGACGACCACGGGAAAUGUCUGGGUAACACAUGAAGAGAUGGAAAAUCUUACAGCCACACAACAAACGGAAGAUGAGGAGGGAAGCUGGGCUCAGACAUUAGCAUAUGGUGAUAUGAACCAUGAGUGGAUUGGCAAUGAAUGGCUCCCUAGUCUGGGGCUCCCUCAGUACCGCAGCUAUUUCAUGGAGUGUCUCGUGGAUGCUCGAAUGCUGGAUCACUUAACUAAAAAAGAUCUCCGUGGGCAACUGAAGAUGGUGGACAGCUUCCACAGAAACAGUUUUCAGUGUGGAAUUAUGUGCCUGCGGAGACUGAAUUAUGAUCGAAAAGAACUGGAAAGAAAAAGAGAAGAAAGCCAGAAUGAAAUUAAGGAUGUCCUUGUCUGGAGCAAUGAAAGAAUGAUCCAUUGGGUAAUGUCCAUUGGUCUUAAAGAAUACGCAAAUAACCUUCUGGAGAGUGGAGUUCAUGGUGCACUUGUGGCCUUAGAUGAAACAUUUGAUUACAAUGCAUUAGCUCUCUUGUUACAAAUACCCACUCAAAACACACAGGCUCGUGCUGUUCUGGAGAGGGAAUUUAAUAACCUUCUUGCUGUUGGCACUGACAGAAGACUUGAGGAAGAUGAUGAUAAGAGCUUUAGGAGAGCACCUUCAUGGAGAAAGAAGUUUAGACCAAAGGACAUAAGAGGUUUGGCUGCUGGAUCAGCAGAGACUCUUCCUGCAAAUUUCAGAGUUACAACCUCCAUGUCUUCACCCUCUAUGCAGCCAAAGAAAAUGCAGAUUGAUGGCAGUGUAUCAGGAACACAAAGAUUGGAUUCUGCUACAGUAAGGACCUACUCCUGUUAAAGCCUUCUCCUGUUUACCCACACUAUUUCUACCGGUGAUAUGCAGCAUUUUGAACAUUUGGAAUCCUUAACCUGUUAAUACUUGUUAAAUGGACACUUUGAGAUAUUUUAUUACAGAGUUUUUAAUUAGCAAAUAAAUUCAUGAGUACUAUAGAGAAAAUAUUUUAGAAUCUAAAUGUUUCUUAUAUUUAUGUGACUUCUCAUUUAUAUAGUUACUUACUUUUUCUGUUUCUAGUCACUCUACAAAUCAAAUCAUUGCUGAUUUUUUUAUUCUAAUUUUAGUCUUUCCAACUGAAUGUACUGUAAUGCUUGUAUGUAUAUGUCCCUAUAAGUAAUAUAGGGUUUUUGUAAAUUAUGCAGUUACUGUAAUUAUCGUUGUUUUUUAAUAAUGGAACUGAAGGUGAAAAGGAUUUUAAUACCUUUGUAAAAGUAUCAUGACACCAAGCAGUAUAUAUUUUGUCUUUUGGAAAUGUUAGCUUAAGUCUGAAAAACAAGUCCAGCUUUUUUUCAGGUAAGCAUAUGUUGUUGUAGAAGGUAUGGUACAUGGCUGUUCUUCUUUUCAGAACUGUACCUUCCCACGAGGACAAUUUGUCAAGUAGUGGGGAUUUGUCUUUAUUUAAAAUAUAUAAUGUGUUUUAAAAGCUGGGAGGAACUGUAACACUAUGGAGCACGUUUUAGAAGUGAUUGACUUGGUCAUAACACUCUCUCCUGUAUUUGUAUAGCAUUAUCUUCACAGUGACUGAAAACAAGCCAUAAACCAAGAACUCUUCUUAGUUUUUAUUUGGUUUUUUUUUUCCUUAAAUGAGGAAGGUAGACUUCAUAAUAAUUCCUGGUCGUAAUCCACAGGCCACAGAGAGUUUUUGUCCUAGACCUUUUUGAUUGAAAACACUUGUGAAAAGAUGCUGGUGAAACUCAUUUUAAUGGACCAAUUCUUGAAGCACUGCAGUCUUGCCUCAAAUGAGUAGUGAAAGGUGGAGGUACUGGGGGCUGAAAACUAAAGCAGUGCAACUUCUUAAUAAAGGCCUUACUUUUCUUAUGUAAGUCAUCUUUUGUGUUUUGUAAACCUCUUCUAAAGAGUUGCCUGGACUUUCAUUUUGAUGGUUGUAGCCAUUUUGGACUGUAUGAGUAGAAAAUGGAUCUGACACUUGUAAAUGGCAUAUUAAAAGCCAGCAAGAAUCUGUUCAGAUGGUGCAUUAUUUAUUAUGCAACAAUAUAUAUAGCAUGUCUUUUUUCUUAUUUUGUUUUCCACUUUUAACUUGCUUGUAAAACUGAAUUUCAUUGUUACUGUUCUGUUUUUCUAUUAAUCUUUUGUGUAUUUUCAGAUUAUGUAACAAUAUGUACAGUCUACUUUUGAACUAUUUUUAUCACAGUAUUAUUUAUUGCUUUCUUUCAAUAAAGUACUGAUGCAUUUUCCACUGCCAAUAAAACACUAUUGAAAAGCUAAGACAUAACUGUAUGCAGACAGAUACUUUUGCAGUGAGUGGAUUAUUGUCAAUAAAGCAUCUUAAUGAUUGUUUGCUGCCCUGUAAAUCUUGUUUCCAACAACAACUUUUCUCCAAUAGAAAAACGUUGUGUUAGACAUGACAUUUUCUUUGGAAUUGUUCGAGUUCACGUGUGCUAAUUGUUUGGGGUUUUUUUAGAGAAAACUGCUUUAUUGCCUACUUCUAGAUAGAGUAUGAUUUACUUUUUAAAAAAAUUAACAAAAACAAUCAUACAGCUUCAGUAUGUGCUGGUCCAUGUGAUGAAGAGUGAAGUGGUGUUCUAUAUAGCAGGAGCAGUUGAUUUGGUAAUAAAUGAGAUUAUGACCAUAGUGGUAUUGGAGGAGAAACACAGGAGUCAAGGGAAUUAAUACAAAAUUGGAUCAAAAUAGGGCUAUGUCAAUUUUUUUAUAUAUUUGUAAACCAUUUCUUGUGUAGAAGAGAAGACAGAAGGAUAAAGUUACAGAGUAAUGGGAGCAGUAAUGAAGCACAAUUCAUCACAUCCUCUAAAUCAACAGCAGGAUGUAGAAUGGGUAGAAUGGAGAAAUACUGUGAUUGAUGCUUUAAACAUUGUUCAGUUCUGCAUCUCUGUUUGUCUGGCUUGUCCAUAUGAGUUGCUGUCUGAUCAUUUGCAGUCUUUUAUAUUUUCAGAGAAUCUAUCUUUGUAGAAAAAGCUCAAGUGAAACUGCAGAAGGAGAUCCUGACUGACUGUUCAGCUAAACUUCACUGUUUAGAAAUGGCAUAGAUGUUUCUGGUCACUGAUGUGAUAGUAGGUGUUCAAAGUCAUGUAUUGUUGCUUCUCAAAAGUGAAAACAACGCGGAAUAGACUUGUAAAAUGUGAAAAGAAAAUACAUUUAUUAUUUUAAGGCUGUAAAACCUUAACUGUUACGGAACAAUGGAACUGACAUUGAGAGCUAGAAUAAAUGAGUGAAACAGAAAAA
This is a messenger RNA of Calypte anna (Anna's hummingbird), 7080 nucleotides long. It is a transcript of the gene PPFIA1, whose product is annotated as PTPRF interacting protein alpha 1. Gene Ontology annotation, molecular function: protein binding. The transcript has 30 exons. Gene Ontology annotation, biological process: synapse organization. Bases 964 to 4662 code for a protein of 1232 amino acids. The record is from RefSeq and is a predicted model, not a curated record. Gene Ontology annotation, cellular component: presynaptic active zone. Lineage: Eukaryota; Metazoa; Chordata; Aves; Apodiformes; Trochilidae.